Paramacrobiotus metropolitanus is the source of this 3454-nucleotide messenger RNA. Its product is annotated as elongation of very long chain fatty acids protein 5-like. The record is from RefSeq and is a predicted model, not a curated record. Gene Ontology annotation, molecular function: fatty acid elongase activity. Gene Ontology annotation, cellular component: endoplasmic reticulum membrane. The transcript is spliced from 10 exons. Gene Ontology annotation, biological process: fatty acid elongation, polyunsaturated fatty acid; fatty acid elongation, saturated fatty acid; fatty acid elongation, monounsaturated fatty acid. Bases 317 to 1174 code for a protein of 285 amino acids. Lineage: Eukaryota; Metazoa; Tardigrada; Eutardigrada; Parachela; Macrobiotidae.
UGCAUUCAUGGAAGAUCUACAGACCAGACAGACAUCUGACAGCCGGUGCAGCAUGGAAUUGUGAUAAGAGCCGAUUUCAUAAUCGAUGAAAAAGCUUUUCAGUCUGCUUUCUCACAGUCCAGUGGUUGUUUGUCAAAGGGUUUUCCAGCAAACCGCAUUUACGCGCAUUGCAGACUCACGCAACAAGAUCUGACUCUUCCCGGGCAGAGCUCCGUCUGGACAACAUCGAUUACUGUGGAUCUUCUGCAGCGGGGAAUUUUUCCACUUUUUAGGCACCACAUUUAUUGCGUGCUCUGAUUCCCUUGCCAGCGGAAAAAUGGUCAACGGGACAGGAUUUUCCCUCCUGCAGGAGCGUUAUCGAAAUCUCACGGACAUCAUUUAUGAGAACAGCGAUGUGCGAUCUCGGGAUAUGCUGUUUAUGCGCCGUUUGGACCUCGUUAUAAUGGUGCUGCUGGGAUACAUCGCUUUCGCCGUUUUGGGUCCGAAAUUGAUGGCGCGUUAUAAACCGUUGGAGCUAAAAUGGCCCAUGUUUGCCUACAAUGUUGCCAUUGCGAUCUGGUCGUUGUGGAUGUUUCUAGAGCUGUUGAUCAAUUCCCGUAUCUCCAACUACAACUACAUCUGUGAUCCUUACACUUUGUCGUACGAGCCUUCUGAACUCCGGAUUGUCAAUGCGAUGUGGCAUUACUGGCUAUCCAAGGGCGUGGAGUUUUUGGACACGGGUUUCAUGGUGUUUAAGAAGAAGAACAGCCAGAUCACCUUUCUCCAUGUGUACCAUCAUACCUUUAUGUUUCCCUUCUUGUUUUUUGGUGUGCUGUUUGGACCAUGCGGCCAAGCCAUCGUGGGACCGAUUAUGAAUACGUUUGUACAUGUCGUCAUGUACUCAUAUUAUGCCAUGUCACUCUUCCCGGCGCUACAGCCAUAUUUGUGGUGGAAAAAGUAUCUCACACAGCUUCAGCUGGUUCAAUUCAUAAUUCUGCUGACGCUGACAGCCAACGGAUUGUACAGCAACUGUGCGUAUCCCCAUUCCAUGGGAUACAUUCAACUAGCCUUUAUGGUAUCCCUCAUCAUCUUAUUCUCCAAUUUCUACUUGCAAGCCUACAUUAAGCGCCACCGGAAAUCCCAUUCUUCUCCCAGUCGUUCUCAGGUUGUGUCCGACGAGAAAAAGGAGCUUUAAUUACUGCAGACCUUUCUAUACAGAGUAUGAACUGAAUUUGCUCUACUUAAUGUUGCACUUUUAUGCUUCAGUGUUAGUUUAGUAUUGACGAGAUACUGUUUCCAAAACUUUUAGUUGGUUCCUAGUAGUUUCCUGAAACCGCAGUUUUAUCGUUUUACUCUGGCCCAGAUAUCUUUUAUUUUGUAAGUUUUAUAGUAUGCUUGUACCAGUAUAGUAAGCGGCUUGAGUCUUGAUAUUCGAACUAUUGUAAAUUUUAAUAGUCGGAUGACUCGGAUGUAUCACUCGAUUUCAGUAUCUCUGUCCUGUUUAUACCCUGGAUUGUACUGGUUGUUAUUUGUUACAAAUGAUUAUAAUCACCAUGAUUUGUUUCGCAACGUACUAGUUAUAUUAAUUUUGGUAGCUUCCUUUGUUAGUACGAGUUAUUAUUUUGCUACGUUAUAUAGUUGCCAGUUACUGAAAUACUGAAAUACAGUGGUAAUACUGUACUUCGUACUAUAUAUAUUAUAGCGAAAGUCUGAACGGUAAAAAAUUAAGAAGCGAUUUGACUAAAACGUCCACUAAGGCAGCGACAGCUGGUAAUGAGGUACCAGACAAGCAGUGCACUCAGAAAACUGCCAACAGCAACAAUUCCCUAUGGUCAAUGCAUGGUGUAUUAAAGACUAGUAUGUAAUUAUGCAGUUUUCUAAAACAAACCCUUCCGUUUUGCAAGUAAUUGCAACAGGUGUACGACUGCAACAGGGUUAAACUGGUAUACGAGUACAUGAUAUGUCGACGCCUGGAAGGCAUAAUUAUUAUGUGAUUAAUUUUUAUACUGCCUUGCUGUGAUGCAGAACCGGGAAAUCUAACAAUGCUACUCAACAGUGUAGCGUUUUCAGAUAGGUGUGGCCGGAAAUGAUGGACAAUCCUUAUGCAUUACAAGUACUCGUACAUGUGUACAGCGUGGUAGCGAUUACCUGCCUAAAGGCAAAAAAGUUUUUAACCAGCUGUAAUUGUCGGAAUGCAAACGAAUUGCCGGCAAAACAACAUUAUGGGAUUAAAAUAACGGAGUCUGAGGGUAAACACGACAAAUAGUACUCGUACGAAUAGUCAGAACGGUGAACACAAUUACGCGAGAACAACUGCAGUUUACUUUAGUGUUCAUUUCCUGAAUUCCUCAAAUAUACAUAUUCGUUUCCUUAAGCAACAUGCAUCACUUAUGCAUCGUAAUACUUCUCGCUUUCAUUACUGCGGAUUCCGUAAAAGGCUUGGGCGACGGCCAAACCAAAGUCGACGGGAAAAACAAUACAAGUGCGGAUGACGAAAUUUCUAGUCAAAUCAAAUCCUCCAUUUCUUUUCCCGGCACCCAAAAUGGGCAGUCGCAUAACCAGCAUGCCACCGUGCCCGUGAACGACCGUUCUAAGCAAGCUGCUCAGUUCAACUUUACAUCCGGUGGACCUGCAAAUGCCACCGGAAUUUCCUCCUCACCGGUCAACGGCACGAACAACCUGCAUCCCAUCACGAUGUCCGAUGGACGCGAACCGACAUAUACAAUUGGAGGAACCUUUCACUACGAGACACACAGCGGCGCCAUUUGGACUCUAUCGACGUACACCAAAAUUGCCGCAGGCACAGCGACCAUAGCAACAGUGACCUUCGCGCCUCUGCGGACCUUUUUUGGACCGGUGCCAACAGUGACCUUUGUACCGAGCUUGUCGAACAGCACGGUGGAUGGACAGUGGCGUACUAUUCCAGCCGGCGCCAUUAAUCCCACACCCAUAACCUUCUUCCAGGCCAACAAGACGCCGCAUAAUUCGGCCACUGCAUGGAGUAUUCUGAAUUCGGAUUUUAACCAGACCUACACGAGUAUCAUUAAUUCGACCAUCACCCGUUUGAUUCAGUCCACAGUGUAUCGGGAUGGCGAUUUUGUUGACACGGCUUAUCGUACUACUGACAUAAUUAACGGCUCCACAUACACCUCUUGGGAGAUCAACGGAUAAGGAAUAUCUUUCCUCGUCACCAACGUCCAUGGUAUAAAGACACCAACUUUCAGAACUUACAAUUAGUAAAAAACUAUCAACAAUAAGCUGUUACAAAUUGCAAGUUUCACAGAAAGCCGUGGCUUCGUAUGCAGACACCACGUCAACCGCGACCUUUGCAUCAAAAUUAAUUUUUUUUCUAAAGGCUACUAAAUACUAUGCGUAAUACGCGCUCAGUUACUGUAUUGGGCUGCACUUUGCAAAAAGUGGUGCGACUUGUUUUUCUUUCUUCUUGCGAUCGACAUAAACCCCGCACCAUAUUUAA